Messenger RNA from Cannabis sativa, 1235 nucleotides. Its product is annotated as iron-sulfur cluster co-chaperone protein HscB homolog. The record is from RefSeq and is a predicted model, not a curated record. Gene Ontology annotation, biological process: protein complex oligomerization; [2Fe-2S] cluster assembly. Bases 112 to 933 code for a protein of 273 amino acids. Gene Ontology annotation, molecular function: ATPase activator activity; protein-folding chaperone binding. The transcript has 8 exons. Lineage: Eukaryota; Viridiplantae; Streptophyta; Magnoliopsida; Rosales; Cannabaceae.
UUAAAAUUUUGAAGAUAAAAAAAAGAAUCGGUUAUACGAGCAAAGGCAAAGUGACGGUUUGUCUAGUGUACACGGUAAGUUCACGGAAAACAAAACCGUACAUUUCCGGUGAUGACGAGACCACAGCUGCGGAACCUUCUCUCCUCCACCGCCAUUCUCCGGCGAACCCUUUCUCCCAACCCUAAUCACCAAUUCGACUUCGCAGCCAAAUCUCCAUAUCGACCUUCAUUCUUAUCAUCCUCACCUCCCACUUUCUCGGAGAAUCACAGGCUCUUCCCUACUCCUGGACUCGAUUUUCUUGGGCGUAGAAUUUCUGGGAUUAAUUUUAUUUCUUCCCAAUCGACCUCGGAUGUCCUCGCUAAAUGUUGGAACUGUAAUGAGAAGGCUGAAGCGGCGCCGUUUCUUGUGUGUCAGUCUUGUCGGUGCAUUCAACCCAUGGAUCACUCGGUCGAUUACUUUCAAAUAUUUGGAUUGGAGAAAAAGUAUGAUAUUGAAGUUCACAAUUUGGAGAGGAAGUACAAAGACUGGCAAAAGCAAUUGCACCCUGAUUUAGUGCAUUCAAAAUCAGAGAAAGAAAGAGAAUAUGCUGCUGAACAGUCUGCUCGGGUGAUUGAUGCAUACCGCACUCUAAGCAAGCCUUUGUCAAGGGCAAUCUAUGUUCUAAAACUUGAAGGUCUAAAUGUUGAUGAAGAAGAAACUAUUUCAGAACCUGAUUUGCUUGCUGAGAUAAUGGAAAUCAGGGAAUCUGUCGAAGAGGCUGCUGACUCUCAGGCUUUAAAUAAAAUUCGAUCUGAGAUGCAAAAGGAACUAAAACACUUGUCCAGUUUGUUUACAAAUGCAUAUCAUGGUCGGAACUUUGGAGAAGCUGUGAACACUAUAAGGAGAAUGAGAUAUUAUGAGCGUGUUAUUGAAGAAAUUGUGAGAAAGCUUUAAAUUAAGACUCUUUACUGGCCUCGUGCUCAACACGUAAGCUUUGCUGUUUCUCAUGCUGCUACCAGUUUAUCACUUGGUAGAGUUCAAAUUAUUAUCCAUUUGAGGCUCCAAAAGAAAGAAAGAAAGAAGACGAAAUUUAGCCUAGCUGAUUUCUUGUUCAGUCUUACACUAUGUAAUUUAUGUUCCUCCUACAAAGACAGAGACGCAGGUUGAAAAAUUAUCAAUACCAUCACAUAACAUAUAUCAAGGCUUGUAAGAAUAAAAUUUGAUUGUUAAAUAGAUUAAAAAAACAAUUAUUUUAU